This is a messenger RNA of Diversispora eburnea, 2013 nucleotides long. NCBI's taxonomy places the organism in Eukaryota, Fungi, Glomeromycota, Glomeromycetes, Diversisporales, Diversisporaceae. The record is from the annotation of a GenBank genome assembly.
AUGACCUCACUACGCGCUGCAGAUUUAAUUUCUAGUAUAUCUUUUGAUACUGAAUUAUAUCAAACACGAAUUCUUCCCGUAAUUAAUGCAAGCAUAAUGGCGGUUUCGAAACCAAGGUUCUUUACCACAACUAAGAAAGGUGAAAAUUAUGAACUCCGCGCGGAUCUUAACAGUGAAUAUCGUGACCGACGGAAAGAUGCCAUCAAAAAAGUUAUCGCAAAUAUGACAGUAGGAAAAGAUGUUUCGGGUUUAUUCCCAGAUGUUCUGAAAAAUAUGCAAACCGAUGAUUUGGAACAAAAAAAAUUGGUAUAUUUGUAUUUGAUGAAUUAUGCCAAGACACAACCUGAAUUAGUUAUUUUGGCCGUAAAUACUUUUGUUAAGGAUACAGAUGAUACGAAUCCACUUAUUCGAGCACUUGCAAUUCGAACUAUGGGAUGUAUUCGUGUCGAGAAAAUUAUAGAUUAUUUAUGUGAACCAUUAAGAAAAUGUCUAAAAGAUAUGGUAUCGGAUUCAAAUCCAAUGGUAGUAGCCAAUGCAGUUACAGCACUGGCAGAAAUACAUGAAGCUUCAUCUACCAAAGAUAUAUUUGUAAUCAAUACACCUACCCUUACGAAACUUUUGGUAGCACUUAAUGAAUGCACUGAGAUAUCUAUUCUUACAGCUUUAGCAGAAUAUAAACCCGUUGAUUACAAAGAAGCUGAACAUGCAAUUGAACGUGUUAUUCCACAAUUUCAACAUGCAAAUGGAAGCGUGGUUUUAUCUGCAAUCAAGGUGGUAAUGAUAUAUAUGAGAGUUAUUAGAAAUGAGGAAUUAACAAAACAAUUAGUUAGAAAAUUGGCACCUCCACUUGUUACUUUAUUGUCUUCUGCACCCGAAGUUCAAUAUGUCGCAUUGAGAAAUAUUAAUAUUAUAUUACAAAAAAGAUCUGAUAUUUUACAAAAUGAAAUGAGAGUUUUCUUUUGUAAAUAUAAUGAUCCUCCUUACGUAAAAAUGGAAAAAUUAGAAAUUAUGAUUAAAUUAGCUAACGAAAAGAACGUGGAUCAAUUAUUAUCUGAAUUAAAAGAAUAUGCUUCAGAAGUUGAUGUUGACUUUGUUAGAAAAUCUGUUCGCGCUAUUGGACAAUGUGCUAUCAAAAUUGACGAAGCUUCUGAAAGAUGUAUUAAUGUUCUAUUGGAUUUAAUUGAUACAAAAGACAUAUUUCGAAAAUAUCCACAUAAAUAUGAAGGAAUAAUUCCAGUUUUAUGUCAGAAUUUGGAUGCCUUAGAUGAACCUGAAGCUAAGGCAUCACUUAUUUGGAUUAUUGGAGAAUAUGCUGAAAGAAUAGAGAAUGCAGAUGAAUUAAUCGUUAGUUUUUUGGAUACAUUUAGGGACGAAAAUUCUCAGGUUGAAUUACAAUUAGUCACCGCUACAGUUAAAUUAUUUCUCAAAAAGCCUCAAUCCACAAAAAAUAUUGUUCAACGUGUACUUCAGUAUGCAACGACUGAAUGUGAUAAUCCUGACAUUCGUGAUCGAGCAUACAUUUAUUGGAGAUUAUUAUCCACUGAUCCGCAGGCUGCCAAGGCUGUCGUAUUAUCCGAAAAACCUCCAAUAUCCGUACAAAGUAAUAACAUUUCAGGUUCUUUACUUGAAGAUUUGAUUAGCAACAUUUCAACUCUGGCAAGUGUUUAUCAUAAACCUCCAGAAACUUUCCUAGGGAAAGGUCGUUUUGGUGCUGAUGCCGUUCAACGAAGAGCUAUCGAAGAACAAGAAGAGGCAUCGCGAGAAUCUCCAAUUCAAGCCCAAACAAAAUCCAAUAUUGAAAACUUGUUGGAUCUUGAUUUUAGUGAUCCUUCAGCUCCCACAACAUCAUUUACUUCCCCUAUUACUACAACUUCCAGUUCUUUUGCUCCCACUGCUAAUGUGGAUGAUUUAUUGGAUUUAUUUAGUGGAAGCAGCAUAACAACCUCUCCAGGUCAAAGUUCUUCCACUCAUCAAAAUAAUAGUUUAUCAAAUGAUUUAGUAAGCCUAUUUUAA